Aureobasidium musti is the source of this 2340-nucleotide messenger RNA. The record is from the annotation of a GenBank genome assembly. NCBI's taxonomy places the organism in Eukaryota, Fungi, Ascomycota, Dothideomycetes, Dothideales, Saccotheciaceae.
CAAAGCUCGCAGAAGCCGAGCAUCGAACUGCAAAAGAGCUUCAAGCCGUACCUUGAGGCCGUCAAGUUCAAUCCCAACAACACACAAGCCCACACCAAUGCGCCCUCGUUGAAUGCCCUCGACGUCGCGACUCUGAAUCCUCGACAAUUCGCCGAGCACCACAACAUCAAGGAUGCCGACCCUACCCCGCGAGCAUCCUCGACGGAACAAUGGAACUUUGGCAGCACCGGCCUCACCCCGUCGGUGCUGGACCCCAACAGCUCCUCGUUCAACACGUUUGCGAACCAAAUGCCAGGCUACUACACACCCACUCCUGGUGGCACAAACACGCUAUACCACCCCCAAGCAGGUGACCUCCAUACUCCAGGUUUCGGCAUGGGCUUGAACACGCCGCUGUCCAUGCCCACCUCGGACACGUCAGCCCUUCAUGUUUCUCAACUUACUCACAUGCAUCCAUUUGCACAUGCAAUGCAACAGCAGCAUCAUCACCAUCACAUGAACCCCUUCGGAAACCCUCACGCCUUUCAAAUGCACCACCAACCUACCUUCCCACCCCACAACUUCCAACAUCAGGCCCCAGUCUUCGACCAACUGGACAGUCAAGCUACCGACUCGCCUAUGUGUGGCGCUGAGAUGAACCUUGACGUUGAGAUGUCCAACCAGGCUCAGACCGAUCCCAUGUUCCCUCCCCACCUCAGCAAUGCUGCACUCGUCGCUCUCCCUCAACAUCCAUCGAGUGAGAACUUCCGUUACCGUGUUACCCUCAACGCGCCGACUGCCAUGGUCAAAACUGCCGAUGAGAUUCCCGUUACUUAUCUCAACAAGGGACAGGCCUACACACUAAAUGUGCACGAUACUGCUCCCCAACAUUCCGUCGUCGGCCAACUCAAGUAUCGUACCUUCGUCCGCGUCUCUUUCGAAGAAGACUCACAGAGAGCACGACCUGGAGCCUGCUGGCAGCUCUGGAAGGAAGGCCGUGGUACCAAUGAAGCUCAUCAACGCGGCGGCCGCCUUCAAGCGGUCGAAUUUGUUGACCAGAACCAAUCCAACGAUCUCAACCGACCCAAGCUGGAACUCGAGUCUUCUUCGUUUGAUGGUUUCUGUGUAACUUGGAGCCCGUCUCCCAAUGCUCAGGGAAUUGAGUGCCCUAUCUCUGUUCGUUUCAACUUUCUGUCCACCGACUUCAGUCAUUCCAAGGGUGUCAAGGGCAUUCCGGUCCGUCUGUGCACGAAGACUGAGUUGUUGCUCGACUCGAUGUCUCCAUCUCAACAACCUGCUCACGAAGUGUGUUACUGCAGAGUCAAGCUUUUCCGUGACCACGGUGCUGAACGCAAACUCUCCAAUGAUGUUGCACACGUGAAGAAGAUGAUCGACAAGCUUAACCAGCAGAUUUCACAAAUCGAAUCCGGCAUGAGGGAUUCGAGCAAACGGAAGAGAAGUGGCUCGAUCUCCAAGAUGAACGCAAUGCCUGCACGACCAGGAAAGGCACCCAAGCACAAGAGAACAUGGUCUAUGUCUUCCGCAGCCUCGAAUGGAAGAACAUCCGCUGAGGAAGACUUGCAAACGAAACUCAUUGGACUGCAAGACAUGUUUGGCUCCACACGCCCAAUCAGCGUUCUGUUCCUCCGAGGCGCAGAGGAAGACGACCCAGACCUUCACCCAGUCAGCUUGUCCGGAGACACUCAGGGCCUCACCAGGGUUGAUACCAACGACACAAACAUGUGGGAUGGUCAGAGCAAGACCAGCUCUGCCAUGGUCUCGCCUACUCCAAGCAACCAAUCGCUUCCCUCAAACUUCCGCCGCCCAAGCGCCUUUGGUCCUCCGUCUCGCGUCAACUCUAACGAGUGGGGUCGUAGUACUUCUCAAGUUGCACCUAUGGAUCUCAAGUCCUCUAACCCCCAACAUCUGGCCAGCCCACCUGAUCAGCCAGUCAAGAUGCAAGCUCACUCGCCAACCAGUGGUACUUUUGCUGGUUGGUUCGAAGCAAUCGGCGUAGAUUCUUCCUAUCAGCCUCCUCCUGAACUGGCUUGUUUCUAUCUGCAAUCUCGAGCCCAGGGCAAGGGACCUGAGGAUAACUACUACCGAGCUAUCUACCUUUCGCAAAGAACUCUCAAGGAGUUUGUCAGUGCGGCCGCCACGAAGUUCGACAUCGAGCCUCAGAGAGUCGUGCGUACGGUUCGCAUCAACCAGAAGGGAAUUCAAAUCCUCAUGGAUGACGAAGCGAUUCGUGAAAUGCCCGAGGCUCAAGAUAUGAAGGCCGAGUUUGCAACAGUCGACGUACAACAGGGCCAGUGGCAAUCCAGAUCCCCAUCCUCAGGAUACGAGCUCAGGCUGGUCUAC